Messenger RNA from Lepus europaeus (European hare), 6053 nucleotides. It is a transcript of the gene BNIP2, whose product is annotated as BCL2 interacting protein 2. Bases 176 to 1234 code for a protein of 352 amino acids. The record is from RefSeq and is a predicted model, not a curated record. Gene Ontology annotation, cellular component: cytoplasm. Lineage: Eukaryota; Metazoa; Chordata; Mammalia; Lagomorpha; Leporidae. Gene Ontology annotation, biological process: apoptotic process. The transcript is spliced from 11 exons.
CGAACCUUUGAAACUAAGUGUACCAGAGCCGGCACAUGAGACUUACCGUGUAUAAAGCUGCCAGUGGAGGAGCUCCGGGAACCAGGAUGUGGUGUCAUUUGCUCACGUAAGACAGAACAGGGAUAAUAACACCAGUGUCGGCGCCUCACAAAAGUUGUCGGCUGGAGCAGAUGCGAUGAUGGAUGUGGCAGUGUCAGACGUUGGCUCUCCGGAUUACCCGGGGUUUGCAGUUGACAUUGAAUCCACCCUAAGGAUGGAAGGUGUAGAACUUAAAGAAGAAUGGCAAGAUGAAGAUUUUCCCAUACCUUUACCAGAAGAUGAUAGCAUUGAGGCAGAUGUGCUGGAUGUAGCUGGACCAGAGAGCCGGCCCGGCUCACUGGAAGUUAAUGGAAAUAAAGUAAGAAAGAAAUUAAUGGCUCCAGACAUUAGCCUGACACUGGAUCCUAGUGAUGGUUCUGUGUUGUCAGAUGACCUGGAUGAAAGUGGGGAGAUUGAUCUAGAUGGCUUAGACACACCGUCAGAGAACAGUAAUGAGUUUGAAUGGGAAGAUGACCUUCCAAAACCCAAAACUACUGAAGUCCUUAGGAAAGGCUCAAUUGCUGAAUACACAGCAGCAGAGGAGAAAGAAGACGGACGACGCUGGCGUAUGUUCCGGAUUGGGGAACAGGACCACAGGGUUGAUAUGAAGGCAAUCGAGCCCUAUAAAAAAGUUAUCAGCCACGGAGGAUAUUAUGGGGAUGGACUGAAUGCCAUUGUUGUGUUUGCUGUCUGUUUUAUGCCUGAGAGUGGUCAACCUAACUAUAGAUAUCUGAUGGACAAUCUCUUCAAGUAUGUUAUUGGCACUUUGGAGCUGUUAGUAGCAGAAAACUAUAUGAUAGUUUAUUUAAAUGGUGCAACAACUCGAAGAAAAAUGCCCAGUCUGGGAUGGCUCAGGAAAUGCUAUCAACAGAUUGAUAGAAGGUUACGAAAAAACCUGAAGUCUCUAAUCAUUGUGCAUCCAUCUUGGUUUAUUAGAACACUUUUGGCUGUUACAAGACCAUUUAUUAGUUCAAAAUUCAGCCAGAAAAUUAGAUACGUCUUUAAUUUGGCAGAAUUAGCAGAACUUGUCCCCAUGGAAUAUGUUGGCAUCCCAGAGUGCAUAAAACAGUAUGAAGAAGAAAAGUUUAAAAAGAAACAGAAAAGAGUUGAUCAAGAGCUUAAUGGAAAACAAGAUGAACCAAAAAGUGAACAGUAAGUUUGGCAUCUAGUCCAAACAAGACUGAAGAAUGUGCUGAUGAAGCAAUGCUCUCUUUUGCAUUUAUAAUGCAUUUAUUGGCCCAUAUUUUUAUGUAAUCUGUUACAACAUUGACUUGACUUUUUCUUAAUGGACUUUUGUACAAGGGACUGUUCACUGCUGUACUGGUUUGCAAAUCUCUUGAAUUUAGCUCCUUAAUAGCUAAUUGUAUUGUAAUCAUUUUGUAUUUUGUAGUGCUAAAUAGCAGAGAACUACACUUUAUAUAAAAGUUUUUGCAUUUGUUUAUUGAAUUAUGCAUCUUCAGUAACAUAUUUAUAUGCAUAAAUGGUAAAGGAAAGAAAUAAUAUAUAUUUUUAUGUUUUUGAGCAAUAUUUUUUAAUGUAUACCUGUCUUGUGGAAGAAUAUGCAGGUAAAUAAGACCAUGGUUUUGUAAAAUGCAUGUUAGGAUUUGUUUUAUUUUGUAAAUGGUUCAAUGCAUUUCCUGGGUAACUUAGAAAAUUAAGUUGCUCACAAGGUGAGGGACAGUCAGACUGAUACUCAUGAAUACCCAAAGAUCAUGUGCAUAAUCUAAGUAGAUUAGUACCAUCCCCAGCUGUUGUCUAACUUAAUGUGUAUUGUUCCUUAAUUCAGAAGUGCAACUUUGAGCGCAUUGCACAUUUUUUUCUUUUUAAACUUAAAGUCUAAAAGCCAUUUUUAGAAUUAGAGGACGUAAGAGGCUAGGAAUUGGAGUUUGUAUAUAUGUAUAAAUGGGACAUUUUAUCUUCUGGCCCAAAGUCAGAACUUUAUAAAGUCUUGGUUUGUUCACUAAUAUGAAAUAAGUUGUGUGUCCAGGGUAUUGCUCUCCUCCGUGCGUGUGAGUGCUGUGGCGUUCUCCAGAGAAUGACGAGUUAUUCGCUGUCACGACUUUUUCUGUAGCAAACGGGCUGCUUUUUAAACUGCUCACUGUGGGCACUUUACCAGAUACUUCCACAUCAGUUAUUGGAGCUUGGUGACUUGAUCCGUCAGAGACGGUCUGGCCUCAAUUUUCUGUUGAAUCGUCUUUGACAGUACCGUAAGUUAGGUUGAAACAUCAUUUGGAUGUGCUGUUGUGAAUGACACUCUUAAGAUAAGCAUAUGCACUCCUUGCUUCAUGUGGUGAGUACCUGCACAUUCAAAUACAUUCUCCUUUGAGCUCAGUUACAUACCAAAUCAUUCAAAAACAACAGAUGGGUCUAACGUUGUUUCAUAUCUUUGAAUGACUCAUGGAUUUGGUAAAUUCAAUAUCUUCCAAACUUGAAGGUCACACUACUCUCCAGCCCUUUGUGUGUGUGUGGUUUUUUUUUUUUUUGACAGGCAGAGUGGACAGUGAGAGAGAGAGAGAGAGACAGAGAGAAAGGUCUUCCUUUUGCCCAUGGUUCACCCUCCAAUGGCCGCUGUGGCCGGCGCAUCGCGCUGAUCCGAAGCCAGGAGCCAGGUGCUUCUCCUGGUCUCCCUUGCAGGUGCAGGGCCCAAGCACUUGGGCCAUCCUCCACUGCCUUCCCGGGCCAUAGCAGAGAGCUGGCCUGGAAGAGGGGCAACUGGGACAAAAUCCGGUGCCCCAACCGGGACUAGAACCCGGUGUGCCGGUGCCGCAAGGUGGAGGAUUAGCCUAUUGAGCAACGGCGCUGGCCCCCUUUGUGUGUUUUACAAAAGACUGGCCUAGAGUGGCAACAAUUGAAAAGAAUGGUUUGUCCUGUCUUCUCCUAAGCACAUACAUGGUAUUGUCGUUUACAGUAUGAAGUUUUUGUUACCAAAGGGAAUUUUACUUUUUGUCCUCCUCAGUCACAAACUUGCUGUGGUAACUUAAAUGCAAUGCCGGAGGUGCUGCAGGGCCUCAGCAGCUGUUCUCUCAACUUGGAUCCAGUGGCUCUGGGCAGCUCCUGUACUGUCGGUUACAGCAAAUUAAACCAAAACCAUCACUGCUGACUGAAAUCUUAGAAACACUGUGUUGAAGAAGUAAACUAACAGUAACAAUUUAGGCAUUCCUUCUGAAUUGACCAUGUGAAGAUUAUGAAUAAAAGAUCCUGUUUGAAUCAAUUGUGAUUAUAUUCUAUAUUUGCAGAACAUUUUUACUAGUCUUUUCAUCUAUAUGUUUUCUCAAAAUGGGCUGGCCUUUUUAAUAGGUGGUUUCUCUACCACGUUAAGUGCUUGGUUCAGGUUGGAGAGAUGCAAAGAGUAGUUCAACUCUGUGUUGUGUUUAUUGAUUUUUGCUUUUGCAGUCAUUGUUCCUAACUAUAGAUACAACUUAUUGUAAAAGUGAUUUUUUUCCCAAUUUUUUUUAAAGGAGAAGUGGCCUAUAUUCUGUCAGAACAUCAAAACUUAGGACAAUGUUGUUACACUUGUUUGUUUUUUUUGUUUUUUUUAAACAAAGGAGGUGUUCUGUGAAUCAUGAGAUUAAAGAAUACCUGCUUUAACCUACACCUUAGUGGAUUCUGCUAUAGGGGUGUGGCAAUAAAUGUUUCCUAACUGUAAGACAUUAAGAAAUAACUGGUAGUGUAAAGGAAAAGCAUUUAUUAAGCUUAUUUGCAAUUUGUAGCUAUGUAACAUGUUCUUAUAUUCAGUUUUAAUUUUCCAUUACUGAUGGAGGUAGAAGUACAUACAAUUAUAUUAUUUUAUCUUUUUCCUGGGGCCAUGGAUCUAACUUAACUGGCCAAAUAUGAUGCUUCUAUCCCUGUUUUUGUUGGAUGUAGGCUGAGUGCCCCUUUCUAGUUAGAAGUUUGUCCACUGAAGUAUGAAAUAAUUUGACUCUGUUCUAUUUGGUUAUCUUCCUAAGCAAGCACCAAGGAACGAUUUUAUGGACCCCACAGUUUAAGCUUAAUAGUCUGUAACUCAGAGGCGGGUAUGAAGAAAUAUGAUUCUAAGUAAAGUCUAGCUACAUUCGUGGAAAAUGAAAACCUUUCUAAAGAGAUAAAGACUUAGCUAAGACCUCCCUGAAUCAAUGUGUCCCUCUUAAGGGAAAUACUGUAUACGGCCGUUGGUAGCACUGUUUCUCUUAUCCAGCAGGAAAACUUGGCGGCUAAUCAUAAUAUGUGAAUUAGGAGACUGCGGAUUGAAGUAGAGAACAUGAUAUCAGCUUUGAAAAGAAUCCAUGUUUGCUUUGCUCUGCUUAUCCAUACAGAAGCAAGUUUGAACAGAGAGGGUUAGUAAUCACAGUGUCAGAUUAAAGGCUGAGACUGGGUUCUUCCCAGUUCACAGUCGGUAAACAUUGAUGUAGUCUUUCAAAAGGACGUCACUAUUUAGUAACUGCACUGAAUAUUGAGCUAAUAAUUUCUAUGGCUGGAAUCUCUUCAAAUGCGAUUACAGUAUUUUAAAAGGUAAGGGAUCUGCUUUUUUGAUAGAGGCUUUUUUCAAAUAACUCAGCAUUAUUAUGUGGCUGUUGAAACGGUGAGAGCUCAGGGAAUUGGGGAAAGUGUUCGACCUAAUGCAGACGCGGCUUGCUAAAUCUCUUUAGUUGGUACAUGAGUUAGCAUUAGGAUGUGUAUCUGGUAGAACACUACGGUGUCUUGAUGAAGUAGGCAAAACUGUAUGCGAGGUGGUGGUAGAGUCGUCCUUUUCCCAUGUUGUAUGUAGAAAAUAACGUAAGGUAACUCAGUGUGGUGAGGUGAGGAGAUAAGCUGAAAAGGGAUUGUUGUUACACACUUGGUUUUUUGCCUGUAUUUUUCCCCCAUCUUAUACAUGUAUUUCAGAAAUGGAUCACAAAUAAAUCUUGGAGGGAUGGAGUAAAUAGCAGAAUUACAGUACUUAGAAGUUAACACUGUUUUGUUGUUUGAGAGUUUAUCUUGUGGGGAAUAGGAAUUGUGUAGCUUGAGUUUCUUAGGGCAUGAACUUCGUGGGAAGGCUGAUUGUGGAGGGAAAGGAGUUAUUAUCUACUUGAGGUUCUAAGGUAGUGCAAAAGAACUGCCUGAGGGACCCAUCACUCCCUUCUCCGUUACAGAGAUUCUCAAAAAGCCUGGAUCAGUACUGAGGCCCAGUCAUGUAACUUUCCUUUUUAAGUUCUAAAGUUAAUUGAAAAUAAAGUAGUAUGGUCACAGUAAAAAGCAACACUAAAUUUUGAAUAGAACAGUUUAUUACAACUAUAUAUAAUAGAUCUUCUACUUAAUUUCAUUUGCUUUGAGAGUAAAUCUUAAAAUGCCAUGAAAAUUCACAUAAAGCACUUAACAGAUGAACUACCAGAUGAAAACCAAGAGCUUAAUGCUUCAGACUUGCAAUUUCAAUUCGCAUUUCAUUUAGCAAAGGAAGAACUUGGAAAAUACAGCAUCAGCUACGCCACUGCACACUGCACUUUUUGUGUGCAGAUUAUGGGAAGUUUAAUGCCCCUUUAACAGUUGCUUAAUUGUUUAUUUGCAUAAACCCAGUUAGUAAAUAUCAGUGACGUUCAGGGCCGCUGACUAGCAGUCUUGUCCGUAUAGAACACAGGUCAGAGUUUGUUAGACACUAACGCACUUUGAUACGUAUUUCAAAGAUGUUUUUGUUGCCACAGGUUCACCAGCUGCUGUGUAGCCAAAAGUACUGUGAUCAUUUCACAGCUGGGUAGGAUAGUGUUGCCCAGCCCAGUACUAUCAUUUCACAGAGUGAGAAAUUCAGUUUUGAUGUCUGUGUGUGCAAGAUGUCGAUGUGGUCCCUUUAAGAAAUACUAAGGUUGGUCAUGAUUUACUAAGGUGAUGUAAUAUUUUCUUUUCCUUUGACCUGUUAGGAAUGCAAUCACUUGUGUCUUGAUUUGUUGCACAUCAUAUUUUUGCAGCAUUCAUGAACUUAAAUAAAUUAAUUGGAAAGUUCGUUUUGUGCCUCGUUUUAUCACAUU